Lottia gigantea (owl limpet) is the source of this 988-nucleotide messenger RNA. RefSeq lists its product as hypothetical. Bases 79 to 702 code for a protein of 207 amino acids. NCBI's taxonomy places the organism in Eukaryota, Metazoa, Mollusca, Gastropoda, Lottiidae. The transcript has 9 exons. The record is from RefSeq and is a predicted model, not a curated record.
CUAGUAUUGAAGGUCUGAGAAGUGUUAAUUUCCGUCUUGUAAUUUCACCACGCAAAGUUUUGUUUAUUUACAACAAAAAUGUAUAUAUUUUCUUGUGACAUUGUUUCACCCCCAUACAUGUUAUACAUGGGAGAAGAAAAACAUGAAAAUGAGGAGUUGAUUAGAUGGGGCUGGCCAGAAGAUGUGUGGUUUCAUGUGGAUAAAGUUUCAUCAGCUCAUGUCUACUUAAGGUUACAUCAGGGUGAAAAUUUAGAAGAUCUAAGUGAAGCAGUGAUAGAUGAUUGUGCUCAGUUAGUCAAGGCCAACAGUAUAAAUGGAAAUAAAAUGAAUAAUGUAGAUGUUGUAUAUACUAUGUGGUCAAAUUUAAAGAAAACUCCAAAAAUGGAUGUUGGCCAAGUUGGAUUUUAUAAAGAAAAAGAUGUAAAGAAGGUGAGAGUAGAAAAAAGAAUAAAUGAAAUAGUUAAUAGAUUAAAUAAAACAAAGAAAGAAGUACAUCCUGAUCUACGUGAACAGAGAGAAGACAGAGAUAGAAAGGAAAGAGAAAAAGAGAAAAAUUUACAGCAUGAAAGAAAAUUAAAAGAAAAAGAAGAAGAAAGAGUGCGGAAAGAACAGGCUGAAUUAAGGUCAUAUUCCACUUUAAUGAAUGAAGAUAAUAUGAAGACAAACUUAGAUGGAGGAAAUGAUUCAGAUGAAUUUAUGUAGCAGAUAUUUGUAAUUUAUAAACAUAAACUAAAAGUGCUUGACGACAAAGUGAUCAUCAAAACAAGAAACUUGUCUGAAAUGUGUUACUUAUUUUUAUAUGUAAAAAUCUGAACAUUUAUGGAUUACAGCACAUGCUAUGAAACAACAUUAAGAUAUUUCAAACUAUUGUAUAAAGGAUUGUUUGUUAUGAAAAUAGGACACUUAUCUGAAAUUACCUAUUUUAUUGUACAAGUUCAAUCUGAAACACCUUCCACAUGAGCCUUUGAAGAUAAAUGGUAUUUUGGUU